CUGCCAAAAAUGGACCUUCAGAGCCGAAGUCUCGGUGGGCUCGAUCAGCAAUCCCUCACCAAACGCAACCACAAACCUGCGAAAUCUCUGGGGCCUAAAGUGGUAACAGUACAAUUCACCUCCGAGUCCAUGUUGUAGAGCGAUAGUUCUCCCAUUGAGUCCCAGCCACUAGGGUUUUGAAAAGAUUUGGUUUUUGCUCUACGACCCAUAUCUUCCUCUGCAGCAAUCGGAUAGGGUUUGGUCCAUUUAUUCCUCCUUUCAGUUUCACUCAAUUUCUUGCAUUUUCGUGGAUUCCUGUAGUAGGCCAUCAUGAUUCCUGAGAAUCUUUACUGAAGCUCAGAGCUUGAGAUUUGUCAAGGAAGUGAAGAAAUGACAACUCUGAAUCCGUUUGGGCUUCUCGGUGAUGAUGACGCAGAGGACCCAACUCUUCUCCUUGCUGCACAGCAGAAAGCUGCUGGUCCUGCUACGGCUACUGUUCAAGCAAAGAAAACUCCAUCUCAGGCUCAACCUGCGGCUAAGCUGCCCUCUAAGCCUCUUCCUCCAGCUCAGGCCGUGAGGGAGUCCAGGAAUGAAGGUCAGCGUGGAGGCCGUGGUCGUGGUACUGGCCGUGGCCGUGGUGGGCGUGGGUUUAGUGGAGAUUUGGUUGACAAUGAAAAUGCAUUUGGAAACAGUAAUGGGUUCACUGGUGUCUACAAGCCUUCAGAAGAUGGUGAUGAUGGAAGGGCUCCUUUUGAAAGACGUCCAUAUAGUGUACCACGGGGAAGUGGGGGUCCCCAUGGUGGUCGUGGUGGCCUCAAUAAUGGUGAAGCUGCCGCGGGGGACCAUCCUCGCAGGGUGUUUGAUCGUCGCAGUGGAACUGGACGUGGGACUGAGUACAAGCGUGAGGGUGCUGGACGUGGAAAUUGGGGAACACACACUGAUGAGAUAGUCCAGGAUACUGAGGAACCUGACAGUGAAGGAGUGAAGAAUGUUGAAUCCGAAAAGCGAUCGGGACAAGAUGAUGUUGGUGAUGCUAACAAGGACACUUCUGCAAAAGAACAGGAAGAGAAGGAGCCAGAAGAAAAGGAGAUGACUUUAGAGGAGUACGAAAAGGUACUCGAAGAAAAGAGAAAGGCAUUGCUUGCAUUAAAAUCUCGGGAAAGGAAGGUCGACUUGGACAAAGAACUUGAAUCCAUGCAACUUUUGUCCAACAAGAAGAAUGAUGAUGAUGUCUUCAUUAAAUUGGGUUCAGAUAAGGAUAAACGCAAAGAGGCAGCUGAGAAGGCCAAGAAGUCAGUAAGCAUAAAUGAAUUUUUGAAGCCAGCAGAAGGGGAAAAAUACUACGGAGCAGUCAGGCGUGGCAGGGGACAUGGCCGUGGUAGAGGUGGAUAUGGAGGAAACAACUAUGACUUGCAGGCCCCAGCUAUUGAAGAUGUAGGACAGUUCCCUUCCCUGGUCGCCAAGUGAGGGACACCUGACCAUCCAUCUAAGCUCUGCCGUCAACCAGCACAGCUUCGUGGCUUGCAGGUGGCACAAUGAAAAUUGUGCAAACUCAUACUAACUUAAGUGUACAUUUAGAUGUAUCCCAAUAUUCUAGCUCAUGGUGCUUCAUGAUUUUGACAUCGCAUGAAUAUUUUCACCAUAAUUAGAGCAUUAGGGCCUUUUUACCCUUGUUUGCUUUUGUCAUUUUUUACCCCUUGUCCUUAUUUAUUGGAGUUUUUUUUGGUCAUUCUAGUGCUGGAAUGGAGUCAUAACAAUUUUGUUUUA
Messenger RNA from Sesamum indicum (sesame), 1746 nucleotides. Its product is annotated as RGG repeats nuclear RNA binding protein A. The record is from RefSeq and is a predicted model, not a curated record. NCBI's taxonomy places the organism in Eukaryota, Viridiplantae, Streptophyta, Magnoliopsida, Lamiales, Pedaliaceae. Gene Ontology annotation, cellular component: nucleus; cytoplasm. Gene Ontology annotation, molecular function: mRNA binding.